This is a messenger RNA of Phaethon lepturus (White-tailed tropicbird), 1375 nucleotides long. RefSeq names its product TBC1 domain family, member 14 (gene TBC1D14). The record is from RefSeq and is a predicted model, not a curated record. The transcript has 11 exons. The coding region runs from base 173 to 1234 and encodes 353 amino acids. NCBI's taxonomy places the organism in Eukaryota, Metazoa, Chordata, Aves, Phaethontiformes, Phaethontidae.
UGAAGAAAAAACUGGACGAGCUCACAGACCACUCUCUCCUAAACAGAAUGUGAGGAAGAAUCUUGAUUUUGAACCACUCUCCACUACAGCACUUAUUCUAGAGGACAGACCAGCGAACCUCCCUGCAAAACCAGCAGAAGAAGCUCAGAAACACAGACAACAGUACGAAGAAAUGGUGGUUCAAGCAAAAAAAAGAGAGCUUAAAGAAGCCCAGAAGAGAAGGAAACAACUGGAAGAACGCUGUAAACUGGAAGACAGCAUCGGCAAUGCUGUUUUAACUUGGAACAAUGAAAUCUUGCCUAACUGGGAAACUAUGUGGUGUUCCCGCAAAGUUCGAGAGCUAUGGUGGCAGGGCAUUCCACCAAGUGUGAGAGGCAAAGUCUGGAGCUUGGCAAUUGGCAAUGAGUUAAACAUCACCCAUGAACUGUAUGAUAUUUGUCUGGCUCGUGCCAAAGAGAAAUGGCGAUCACUUAGCACAGGAGGGGCUGAAGUAGAAUGUGAAGACACUGGAUUUUCUGCAGCUGACAGAGAAGCAAGCUUGGAGUUAAUAAAACUGGAUAUUUCAAGAACAUUUCCUAAUCUCUGUAUAUUCCAGCAAGGUGGUCCUUACCAUGACACGUUGCACAGUAUUUUAGGAGCCUAUACUUGUUACAGACCUGAUGUCGGCUAUGUACAGGGCAUGUCAUUCAUAGCAGCAGUAUUGAUCUUGAAUUUGGAUACUGCAGAUGCCUUCAUUGCUUUUUCUAACCUUUUAAAUAAACCCUGUCAGAUGGCGUUUUUCCGUGUGGACCAUGGCCUUAUGCUGACUUACUUCGCUGCAUUUGAGGUAUUCUUUGAAGAAAAUCUGCCAAAGUUAUUUGCUCACUUCAAAAAAAAUAACUUAACUCCAGACAUCUAUCUUAUUGAUUGGAUAUUCACAUUGUACAGUAAAUCUUUGCCACUGGACUUGGCAUGUCGUGUCUGGGAUGUGUUCUGCCGUGAUGGAGAAGAGUUCUUAUUCCGUACAGCCCUGGGAAUAUUAAAACUUUUUGAAGAUAUUUUGACCAAAAUGGACUUCAUUCAUAUAGCCCAGUUUUUAACAAAGCUACCAGAGGACUUGCCUUCAGAAGAAUUCUUUGCAUCUAUUGCUGCCAUUCAGAUGCAAAGUAGAAACAAAAAGUGGGCUCAGAUACUGGCUGCUCUGCAGAAAGAUAACCGCGAAAUGGAAAAAGGAAGUCCUUCACUCAAACGUUAAAAUUAUGGUUGCCUCUGGUGACUCAUGGGAAAAGAGCUAAAGUGGCAAAAAGUAUCCAGUACUGUUUGACAUGUAUGAGCCUGCAAAUCAAAGUGUUAACAGAGUUUUUUUUAGUAGUAGGAUAGCCUUAAAGGGGAGAGA